AUGGUCGCUCUGGACUUGACACACGCAAGCAUUCGCCUUGAAGAGCAUUCGUCAGCUCGGAACAAAGCGGUUGCAUCAUCCUCUAUCGUCGCGGGGAAGGUCGUUCUGACUGUGCCGGCAUUGUCAACUGCUCUGUUACAAACCGAGAAAGGACGCCGGUGCGACUAUUGCCACAGGCUAGCUUCGGACGCCGUCCAGUUGCGAAAAUGUACAGGCUGCGCCUCUUACUUGUACUGCGGUAAAGAAUGUCAGUCUGCGCAAUGGAUCGCACAUCACAAGAGGAUUUGCAAGCAUUAUUCUCGCUUUAUGGCGUCACGGGAAUACCAGACUCUGUCGAGUCACGAUCAGGUCGACGCGGUCCUCCUAUCACAUCUGCUGGCGGAGGCAUACCGAAAUGGACAAUAUACGCCCACGAGCGGCGAAGACCGUGAUGGCGCCCUCGGUAUCUUCAUGGACCUCAUGAGAGGCCCUCUGGCCCAUGUUGCAUCUCUCCCGGUCUCCUUGGACCAGCGUGUGACUGAUUCUCUGCAAGCCGUAGUGGCGAAGGACUACCACAGCCGCUUUGGUAACAACAACUUCGUUGUCCACUCGCAUCUCAAUUCAUACGCGCAUGGAAUAUUCCCUCUCGCCAGCCGUCUAUUCAAUCAUUCAUGCGCUCCCAACGCUGUCACGAAAUACAUCAUAACCCCAUCGAAGCCUGUCCGAAUGGAAGUCAUUGCACUGCGCGACAUCGCAGAGGACGAGGAGGUGACAAUCCCGUACUUGGACCCGGCUCUGCCCGUGGAGACCCGUCAACAAGCUUUGCAAUCGAACUACGGCUUCUCGUGUUCUUGCCCUACGUGUUGCAUCGUGGAGCGCGUGCAUCCGAUGCCACCCCCGCGUCAAGGAUCUACAGAAAUGGACGACCUGGAGAGCGCGCUUCGGAGAUACGCAUUAAGCGAUGCGGGAAGGGUCGCUGAGUUACGGGAGGACUCUGUUCUUCUCCAGGAGAUGCCGGUCGAACUCGCCCCGGUCUUGCACGAGUCGUACCUACCCCAACUAUCGGAGACUUUCAGUAGGACUUCGCAUGAGGGUCCGUACACAGAAGCAUUGUCAACCGGUCUGACCCUACUGGCGCUCUAUUCACUCGUCUAUCCGGCCAACUACCCACAAAUAGGCAUGCAUGCGCUGGAGCUCGCGAAGACAGCAUGGAACGCUGUGAUGAUGUAUCCAGAGCCUGCGGCCGCGAACCCUCUGGAGAGUGACGCGAAAUCAUAUCUUCUGAUCGCGACUCACGUAUUGAAUAUUUACGGGGAAGAAGGAGACGAAGGUGGACCGCUGGCAGAGAUCCGAGUCAUGCGAGACAUGCUUGGCCAACCAUAG
This is a messenger RNA of Fomitopsis serialis, 1362 nucleotides long. RefSeq names its product SET domain-containing protein. Gene Ontology annotation, molecular function: protein binding. Gene Ontology annotation, cellular component: nucleus. The record is from RefSeq and is a predicted model, not a curated record. The transcript has 4 exons. Lineage: Eukaryota; Fungi; Basidiomycota; Agaricomycetes; Polyporales; Fomitopsidaceae. Bases 1 to 1362 code for a protein of 453 amino acids.